GUGACAAAAACAAAGCGCAUUUCACAGUAUUUGUGGUGUUUUUGUGCAAGAUUUAAGUGUUUUAUUGUGCAAAAUUAAACAAAAUGUAUAAGCAAAUAGUGCUGUGAGUGCAAACAAUUGAACAGUGUAUGAAAUUUUGCGGAACCGACGCAAGAAGUUAAGAAACGCCGACCGCAUAACCUUUACGUGUCGCAGUUGCGAAUGGAGUGUAAAGGCAAAGCAAAGAGAAUGAAAGAAGAGGCGCCAAGCAAAAAAUUGCCGCCUAAAUUAUAUGGCGGUGAUUAUGCGGCCAAUGCAAGCACCCCCACCAAAGCGGCCCACGAUGAGAUACUGAGCUCCUUGUUGCGCAUCAACAAUUUCGAUUCCAUAUCGAGCAUCAAAGACGAAUCCCUCGACAUCGAUCUGUCCGCCUGCGUCACAAUCAGCUCGGCCAGCUUCAUCAAUGGCAACAGCCUGUCGUCUACGGAUUUUUGGCGCGUUCUCGACGAGAGUGCACAAAACAAUACGGAAUUAAAUCUAUCCUCAGAUGUGUGCCGCGAGGAAUUGAGUGCGCCCAGUCCCAGUCCCACACCCAGUGCGAAUCUAUCGAAUGGAAGCGCCAAUGACAAUCAUAAUUCCGAGUUCAAUGUUACGUUCCUGCGGCCGGAGCCGCCAAAUGCGUUCACGAACUCACCAUUUAAAAAGAUCACAACAACAGCAACGACUACGGCGACGGCGGCGACGACGCCAGUGAAGCUCCAAUCACCGGAGCAAUUGCCAAUGGUGCAGCAGAUGGUUUCGCAACGUAAGCCACGUUUACCCGCUGCGACAGCGGUACGGUUAAGGGUCUUCAAGGAGGAGCUCUUCGAUGAGAAGGAGAUGUCCCCCAAAGCUGAGCUGUUGACCAAAGUGGAGCAUUCGGAGUCGGAUCAUUUGCCGCCAGCGUUUACCAUAUUCCAGCAACCACAGCAGCAACAACAACAGCAGCAGCCGCCAGUGAAUAAUAUGCCGCCACCGGCUGUGCCGUUGGAUUUCAAUGGUAAACUAGAGUUGGAAACGCCGCCGCCACCUCUCUACAAGUGCCUGGACUGCAACGGCCUGAUUCUUGACAAUCAGCAGUUGGUGAGUAGCCACAAGGCGGCAGCGCAUCGAUUGCGCAUCACCUACAACUGCACUGAAUGCCAGCGCGAAUUUGAGCUCUUGGCGGGGCUCAAGAAACACCUGAAGACGCAUCGCAGCGAGGGACGCAAGGAUACGUGGAAAAAGUGCCCAGACUGUGGCAAGUGUUUAAAGUUGGGCAGCAUGUGGAUGCACCGGAAGAUCCACAGCGAUAAUAAGAAAUAUCAGUGCGAUAUUUGUGGCCAGAAGUUUGUGCAGAAAAUCAAUUUGACGCAUCACGCACGCAUCCAUUCUUCGGAGAAGCCGUACGAGUGCCCCGAAUGCCAGAAACGAUUCCAGGAGCGCUCCCAUCUGCAGCGCCAUCAAAAGUAUCAUGCACAGACGCGCUCCUAUCGCUGUGAGAAAUGUGGCAAAAUGUACAAAACGGAACGUUGCCUCAAGGUACACAAUUUGGUGCAUCUGGAGCAGCGUCCCUUCGCGUGCAAUGUGUGCGACAAGAGUUUCAUUAGCAACUCCAAGUUGAAGCAGCAUUCGAAUAUUCAUACGGGCAUGCGACCGUUUAAAUGCAACUAUUGUCCGCGCGACUUUACCAACUUUCCCAAUUGGCUGAAGCAUACACGACGCCGUCACAAGGUCGAUCACAAGACUGGCGAGCAUCUCGAGAACAUUCCCUCCUACUGCUCCAAGAAAUCAACGACAACGAAGGCACAGAAAGCAGCUGCCGCGGCUGCUGCUGCUGCGGCGGCGGCAACGGCGACAACAGCCGGAUCUCCAGUAUCAGAGGUGCUGCCACUCAGCACAGCUGAUGGAGAGGCAAAGUCCACAUCCUCCUCAACGCCGCAGACAGCCAAAGCGCCGUCAGCUGCAGCGGCAGCUCCACCAGUUAAGCAGGCACGCAAAAAAAAGCAACCACAACAAGCAACUCUUGCCGCCUUGGGCAUCACUUUGCCAGCGGGAACGGCACUGCAGCAGGUGCAUCCGCCGCAGCCGCUACCACAGUCCACAAGCAAACAGUCAAAUGUUACUCCGCUACUGGCACCACCACCACAAGCAACAGCAGCAGCAACCACCGCUCCAGCCAAGCAGAUGAAAGCGAAACGAGAACGCAAACAGUUGGCGCCCAAACAGCUGCAACAGAAACCAUCUGCGCCAGUGGGCAGCACUCCUCACACGGUACCCGUUGCAAUGCCGCAAAUUAAAAAGGAACCGUUGCAGACGCAGGGUCCAUUCCUGGACCUGCAUGGCCUUAGCCUCACAUCGGCCGAGGAGCUGAUCAUGGAGCAGGCUCUCGAGAUGGAGGAAUGCGGAUUGUAUGAUACACCCGUGGGCAACACUGAAAUGGGCACCUCAGACAAUGCAACUGCCUCAGAUGCAGCGACUGCCCUGCACUUUCAAAUCAAAAACGAAUUACCCGAUGAACUUCUACCUGACGACGAUUUCUUGCUCCACAAACCCAAUAGUGGCAAUCGCAUAGCCUGUCCAUCGCUGGAAUCAUCACCGUUCUCCUCGCCCGCAUCCAUGGAACUGGCUGCGGUAUCCACCACCGCCACCAUCAGCAGUAGCACCACCAAAUCCACAUCAGCUGUGAAUGUAAACUCGGGUCGCACCGCCAACUAUUAUUUGCCAGCAUUUACGCUAAAUGCGCAAGGCAAGUUGACCAGUUGCACGACCAGCACUGGCACUUGCACGGGAACAGGAGCGACCAAUGCAAUUGCCAAUGGACCGACAACAGUGUCUGUUGUGAAUAUGCCAAUGUUGGUACACUCGAAUCAGAUGUUGCCAUCCGUGGACACUCUGCUCUUUACCACCCAGACGGGCAAUCGAUUCUUCUCGGGCAAGGCAGCCUCAGGUGGCGCCUCAGUCUCAACGACGACCCAUUUGACAUGAUCGCACGACGGCUGAAUGCCGUCAUCAUAUAAUCUCAACGAUCUCCUGUGUCUUAAUUAAGCUAGGGUUUUGCUGCGACCACUUCCGCUUUGCCGAGAAUAUAUUUAUAUAUAUAUUCGUAUAUACAUAUAGGGCAAUGAUUCGGAUUACCUUCAGUGUAGUCCUUAAUAUUUUUUAGGAUAUGUAGUACGACGCUAUAUUUGUUUUACAUAAGUAGGCAAUAAGAUGAUUUCUACAUAGAGCUAAGUAUUAAUGUAAAUACAAUACACAUAUACACACACACACACACACAUACAUACAUACAUAUACACACACAACUUCAUGCGUGUACAUAUAUCAUUUAUAUAUGUAUAUGUAUUUUUAUGAUUUACCGCCAACACUACAAUUAUUAUUUCUACGCUUAACACCAAUUACAAUAAAAAAAAUUAAAUAAUAAAAUUCGAAAAGAUUUCAACAAAAAA
Messenger RNA from Drosophila grimshawi, 3446 nucleotides. RefSeq names its product serendipity locus protein H-1 (gene wdn). The transcript has 3 exons. Lineage: Eukaryota; Metazoa; Arthropoda; Insecta; Diptera; Drosophilidae. Bases 202 to 2985 code for a protein of 927 amino acids. The record is from RefSeq and is a predicted model, not a curated record.